AUGCAGAGCUCAAGAUCAUUCCUGUUUCAGGUGUGUUUGAGUCUGGUGGUUUCUGUCUGCUCCUGCACAUGUAAACCUCUCUAUAAUGACAUCCAGAGUGACUAUGGUGAGGAAUUCUACUCUCAGCUGUCAGAGCAGGACCUUCUGGAGGAGGAAGACACUGACGCCAGGAUGGCGAACCUCCUGGGAAGCAUGAAGGAGAGCUUUUUAAGGAAACUCAACCUGUCGGAUGUUCCUCAGGAGCAAAGCAAGAUCUACCCUCCUCAGUUCAUGAUGGAGCUCUACAAUAAGUACGCUUCUGACAGCUCAAUCCCUCAGUCUGAUGUCAUACGAAGCUUCACUGUGCAAGAUAUCACUCUCUCUGUGACAAAUGGCACAAAGUCCAAACACAGGCUGCAGUUCAACAUCAGCAUUCCCAACCACGAAAAGAUCACUACUGCUGAACUACAGCUGUUCUUCACCCCGGAGCCCAGGUCAACGGUCAACUCAAACAGUUUCAGGACCACAGUGAAAGUCUAUGAAGUGGAUUACAACAAUUUCACAUCCACAAACCAACUACUGGUGGGCAAAGAGGUGAAAGGCUCGCAGGGCACAUGGGAGACCUUUGAUGUUACUACAGCCAUUCAGAGCUGGAUCAAGUUUGGCCAUGGAGCAACCGUUUUUGAUGUAGUGGUUGAUAGGAAGGACUGCAAAACUCCUAGAAGUGGAGAGGAAGGAGUACGCUGCAUCAAUAUGAGCACCUCUGUCUGA
Messenger RNA from Labrus mixtus (cuckoo wrasse), 750 nucleotides. RefSeq names its product growth/differentiation factor 2-like. The record is from RefSeq and is a predicted model, not a curated record. The coding region runs from base 1 to 750 and encodes 249 amino acids. The transcript has 2 exons. NCBI's taxonomy places the organism in Eukaryota, Metazoa, Chordata, Actinopteri, Labriformes, Labridae. Gene Ontology annotation, molecular function: cytokine activity. Gene Ontology annotation, biological process: SMAD protein signal transduction; BMP signaling pathway. Gene Ontology annotation, cellular component: extracellular region.